Phycomyces blakesleeanus NRRL 1555(-) is the source of this 369-nucleotide messenger RNA. RefSeq lists its product as hypothetical. Lineage: Eukaryota; Fungi; Mucoromycota; Mucoromycetes; Mucorales; Phycomycetaceae. Bases 1 to 369 code for a protein of 122 amino acids. The record is from RefSeq and is a predicted model, not a curated record. The transcript is spliced from 2 exons.
AUGUUCUUUUACAUGAGUAAAAGAAUAAAAAGCAUGACACCAAGUUCUUUGUCCCCGCAUUACGCGGCUCAAUCUCCUUCAGGACGUAAACCUGACUUGGUAGCGAAGGAGGUGCUGGAAUGGUGGCAAACCAACGGAAAGCACCCGUUCAUCCAGCCCCACAUCUCGUCACCGAGUAAUGUGGGUGCGAACUCGCCAGAGAACUUACCACUAGGUGAUAAGGUCCAGCUCAUUCGACUACCAGUAGCUUCACCGUCAGCCGUUAAAGAGUUCAGUCAGGUUAGCAGUGAAGAGCCAGCACAUCUCACCACAGUUGCUAUUUUCAAUUGGAAAAGAAAUGAGAUACUAGAGACCCUGCUAAGGGUUUGA